Molecule: messenger RNA, 2701 nt
Organism: Solea solea (common sole)
Lineage: Eukaryota; Metazoa; Chordata; Actinopteri; Pleuronectiformes; Soleidae
Gene: med15
Product: mediator complex subunit 15
Exons: 17
Coding region: 90-2495 (801 amino acids)
Biological process (GO): regulation of DNA-templated transcription
Molecular function (GO): transcription coregulator activity
Source: RefSeq, a predicted model, not a curated record
CAAAGAGCCGCCAUUUUGUUUGGAGCGGAAGAAGGAAGAGCAGAAGAAAAACAAUCACGUUGGUGGAAAAACGCAGAAUCCGUUCGGUCAUGGAAGUCCCGGGACCGGACAGUGACUGGAGGAGUCCACAGUUCCGGCAGAAGGUCGUCGCUCAGAUAGAUGAGGCCAUGAGAAAAGCAGGAACUGCACACAACAAGUCCAGCAACGACAUGGAGAACCACGUGUAUGUCAAAGCCAAGUCCAGAGAGGAAUAUUUAUCUCUGGUGGCGAGACUGAUUAUACACUUCAGAGACAUCCAGAAGAAGAACAUGGGCGGUGGUCCUGAUCCCAUGAAUACCCUGACUAACCUGACGGGGGUAGGAGGGGGCAUGGGGCCCCGCCCUCCUGGUGCUCCAGUGGGUGGCAUGGGGAUGCAGAUAGGUCAGCAUGCCAUGGCAGGUGUGGCUGGAAACCCACAAGCCAUCGGGGUUCCAGGUCAGAUGCCGAUGCAGCAGAUGGUGCAGGUGCAGUCGCAGCAGCAGCAGCAGACAAUCCAGUUUCAACAGUUCCAGCAGCAGCAGCAGCAGCAGCAGAAUGCUGCCAUCCAGCAGCAGUUCCAGGUGCAGCAGCAGCUAAGGGUGCAACAGCAGCUGCAGCAACAGCACCACCAGAAUCAGCAGCUCCAGCAGCAGCAACAGCAGCAACAGCAACAGAACCAGCAGCAACAACCGAACCAACAGCAGAACCAGAUGCACCAGACAAGGAUUCAGCAGCAGCAAAUGGUGCAGCUGCAGCUCCAGCAGCAGCAGCAGCAGCAGCAUGCCCAAGCUCAAGCUCAAGCUCAAGCCCAAGCCCAAGCCCAAGCUCAAGCUCAAGCCCAAGCCCAAGCCCAAGCUCAGGCUCAGGCCCAAGCCCAAGCCCAAGCCCAAGCUCAAGCUCAGGCUCAGUCCAUCCAGCAAAUGGUUCAGCAGCAGCAGCAGCAGCAGGUGGUUCAGGGUCAGCCAGGGCAGAUGCCUCCUCACUCUCAGCAGCAACAGCAGCAGCCUGGCAUGGUUCCUCAGUCUAUGUCUGGACAAAUGACGUCUGCUCAGCACAUUCCCAUCAGCACACUGAGUCAGCAGCAGCAGCAGCAGCAGCAGCAACAGCAGCUCAAGAUCCAGGCGUUCCAGCAGGCCCGUGCAGCCCUACAGCAGCAGCAGCAGCAGGUCCAGCAGGCGCAGCAGGCAGCACAACAAGCCCAGCAGGUGGCAGCACAGGCUCAGCUCAACGCAGCUGGUGGACCUGGACAGUUGGUUCGUCCUGGGAUGCCCAUUCCUAACCGUCUACCUCGAGCUACACUCAAUCCCUCCAUCCCUCCUCCAAAUGCAGCCGCUGCAGCAGCAGCAGCAGCCGCUGCCGCCGCUGCUGCCACGGCAACAAGUGGACAAACAAUGACGCAGCAGGUGCAGCAGCAUUCAAUGAUGUCAUCGCCGUCACCUGUGCAGGUUCAAACACCGCAGUCUAUGCCUCCUCCUCCACAGCCAUCGCCCCAGCCCCCGACCUCACAGCCAAACUCAGCCAGCUCAGGUCCCACACCAUCACCAGGUGGUUUCCAACCUAGCCCCUCCCCUCAGCCCUCACAGAGCCCUGCCACAGCCCGAACCCCUCAGAACUAUGGGGUGCCCUCACCUGGACCACUCAACACGCCAGGUAACCCCGGCUCAGUGAUGAGUCCAGCUGGAGCGUCGUCUCUGGAGGAUCAACAGUACAUGGAGAAGCUCAAACAGUUGUCCAAAUACAUCGAGCCUCUGCGCAGAAUGAUCAAUAAGAUCGACAAAAAUGAAGACAGAAAAAAGGACCUGAGUAAAAUGAAGAGUCUGCUGAACAUCCUGACUGAUCCAAACACGAGGUGUCCUCUGAGGACACUCCAGAAAUGUGAGAUAGCGUUAGAGAAGCUGAAGAACGACAUGGCUGUGCCGACGCCCCCUCCCCCCCCGGUGGCCACCAAACAGCAGUAUCUGUGUCAACCUCUGCUGGACGUGGUCAUGGCCAACAUCCGCUCCCCCGUCUUUAACCACUCCCUUUACCGAACCUUUGCCCCCACCAUGACCGCCAUCCACGGACCGGCCAUCACCGGUCCCAGCGUCUCCGGUCGGAAGAGGAAGCACGAAGACGACGAGCGACAGAUUAUUCCUAACGUCCUGCAGGGGGAGGUGGCACGUCUGGACGUCAAGUUCCUGGUCAACCUGGAUCCUUCGCACUGCAGCAACAACGGCACGGUUCACCUGGUCUGCAAACUGGACGACAAGAACCUGCCCAGUGUCCCCCCGCUGCAGCUCAGCGUCCCUGUGGACUACCCUGAGCAGAGUCCGCACUGGGCUGACGACUCACAGCAGUACGGUGCAAACAGCUUCCUGCAGAGCGUCCACAAGAACAUGACGUCCAAACUUCUGCAGCUUCCUGACAAACACUCUGUGACGGAGCUGCUCAACACGUGGGCCCAGAGCGUCCGCCAGGCCUGUCUGUCGGCCGCCUGAGGCCCCGCCCACUCCACACACACACACUGGUGAUGCGUUCAGGGACUCUCUGCGUGUCACUUGUGUGCUCGUUAGCGCCCCCCUGAGUAUGUGAUAUGAACUAUUAUUUCCUGUUCCCUGAACGCUUCACCGCUCGCAGUCACUUAAAUUUUUAUUUUCAGUCUGAAAAAAAAAACUUUUUUUCUAAAUAAAAAGCUUUGAAGUCA